AUGGCGCAGCUGUCCAUCAUGCUCGAGUACGCGCGCCAGCAUUCGCCAAUCCCAAUCUCCGCGCUCUUCGUCUUGGUCAUCACCAUAGCUUGUUUAUUUCGCUUGUAUUUACUAGCUCUUCCCAAACCAAUCCCAGGAAUUCCCUACAACAAAGACUCCGCCAACAAACUCUUCGGCGACGGCCAAGCGUAUUUGGAGGAUUUUAAAGAUGGAGGAACCUUUGCCACGUACUGCCAAUCGGUAGCCAAAUCAUUAGACGCACCACUCAUACAAAUCUUCAUCAAACCUUUCAAACAACCGCUCCUUGUCCUUGCAGACUUCCGAGAAACCCAGGCCUUAAUGCGUCGCAACGACUUUGACCGCUCUGACGACAUGGCCGAUAUGAUUUUGGGCUUGAUGCCGGAACACCAUAUGGGCAUGAAGACCGAUGCGGCUUGGGAAGCUCAACGUCUUCUCAUCAAAGACCUCAUGCUUCCCUCGUGGUUGCACAGCGUUGCAGCUCCUGAGAUAUAUCAGCAUGCCCUCUCCCUGGUUGAGUUGUGGGGCCUUAAAUCAAGACUGGCCGAUGGAAGGGCCUUCGAGGCAUCAGAAAAUCUACGUCGAAUGACAAUGGAUGCUGUGAUGUCUUUCUGCUUCGGGAAAAGGUUCCGGGAUACCGCGACCCGUCCUGAUAUCGAAGCGUUGAAAUCGAAAAGCCUGGACAUAACUAUGCCGGACGACCCCGAAGAGCCCGUCAUAUUUCCCCAUACGGCGCCCAGCCCUGUGCUCAAUGCGCUCGACAUCCUAUUCUCACUCAUCGCAGAGAUUCAAGGGAGCCCGACGCCGAGCUGGACCUGGUCUUAUAUCUUGCAAAAGCCACGCAAUGCCCAUGCACUCCGGCUGAGAGACGCAUAUAUCUUAGCGGAGAUCAGAUAUGCAGUUGAGCAACUGAAGGAGAGCAGAGGCGACGAUACGGGGAAGUCGGCAGUCCAGUAUAUGGUCCUGCGCGAGAAGAGUCUUGCCGAGAAGGAGGGCCGGGAGCCUCAAUACCUAUCCAAAGUCAUGAUGGACGAAGUGUGCGGCUUUGUAUUCGCCGGAACUGAUACAACCAGCACGGCGAUGUCAUGGGGUGUCAAGCUCUUGACUGACAACCCUCGAGUAGCAGCGCGUCUACGGACAGCGUUGCGAGAGUCGUUCGCGGAUGCAAUCGUUGAUGGCCGAAACCCAACGGUGGAAGAGAUUGUUGGGACCCAUGUGCCCUAUCUUGAAGCCACUCUUGAAGAGAUCCAUCGCUGCGGCGGUACGACGCCGAUUGUUGAUCGCCAAGCCACUAUCGACACAGAGCUGCUUGGUCAUCGCAUCCCUAAAAAGACAAACGUUGCAUGCCUGACGAUGGGACCAAGCAUGAUGGAGCCCAGCUUCGAUAUCAACGAGGCGCAUCGUCAUGAGAGCAUUCGUGGCAUGCAAGGAGAAAAAUGGAAACAGUGGGAUGUGAAUGAUAUGGCUUUGUUCAAACCUGAACGCUGGAUUAAGGACAACAGGUUCGAUCCCGGAGCCGGACCGCAACUGGCUUUUGGUCUGGGUGUCCGAGCAUGCUUUGGAAAAAGACUGGCGUAUCUGAACAUGAGGAUAUUGUUUGCGCUGCUCGUGUGGAACUUCGAGCUGUUGCCCUGUCCGAAGAGAUUGUCGGAUUACAGCUCCAAGUUAGUGGCGACAAACAGGCCGAACACAUGCUAUGCACCCCACAAAACUCUGUAA
This is a messenger RNA of Chaetomium strumarium, 1737 nucleotides long. RefSeq names its product cytochrome P450 monooxygenase. Gene Ontology annotation, molecular function: iron ion binding; heme binding; oxidoreductase activity, acting on paired donors, with incorporation or reduction of molecular oxygen. The transcript is spliced from 3 exons. Lineage: Eukaryota; Fungi; Ascomycota; Sordariomycetes; Sordariales; Chaetomiaceae. The coding region runs from base 1 to 1737 and encodes 578 amino acids. The record is from RefSeq and is a predicted model, not a curated record.